GUUUAUAGUUUGUGGGCCACUCUGUAAAGGGUUAAAACAUCUUUGGCCAGACGUCAAAUGCUCUCUGAUUCCCCACAGCGAUCAGAUGAGAGAGCUGCACGUUUCUCUGUGUGUCUCCGGGUCCAUGUUGGAGUUGAUCUGCUCUGCUGGGUCAUUUCAGGCCACGUCUGUCCGAUCACAGGAGCAAACGCUGAUAUUACAGGGAUAUCUAAUAAAGGACAUACACACAGACUGUGUUGCAGCUUCGAGGCCAAAGCAAGCCAAGCAGCUCUCAUGACAAGCUGUAGGGGGAAGUAAGGCAGGAUGUAAGAUUUUCAUGUUGGGAGGGAUUCGUGCAGCUCAGCCCUGGCAGGACUAAGCGUUCCCACGUCUUUCUGCCUCUGCUGCUCCAGACCGCUGUGGGACGACUCGGAUAUCACAAAGAACAAGAUAUCAGCGAGUCCGUGGAUGACAACAGCAUGAUGUUUAAGGCCUAAUAUACAGCAGUAUGUCAGAGCAAGCAGACAAAUGCACCUCCCGCUGGAAAGAUGAGGCCAUGCAGAAUGGGUACAUACCAAGUUAUCUGGACAAGGAUGAGCUGUGUGUUGUGUGUGGGGACAAAGCGACUGGUUAUCAUUACCGCUGCAUUACCUGUGAGGGCUGCAAAGGCUUUUUUCGACGCACAAUUCAGAAGAACUUGAACCCAACAUACGCGUGCAAGUAUGAGGGCAAGUGCAUCAUUGACAAAGUCACGCGCAACCAGUGCCAAGAAUGUCGCUUCAAGAAAUGCAUCGCUGUCGGCAUGGCAACAGACUUGGUGUUGGAUGACAGUAAGCGUCUAGCCAAGCGGAAGCUGAUCGAGGAGAACCGCGAGCGACGGCGGCGCGAGGAGCUGCAGAAGACGGUGUGGGAGCGACCCGAGCCCACGCAGGAGGAGUGGGAGCUGAUCCGGGUCGUCACCGAGGCCCAUAUGGCCACAAACGCCCAAGGCAACCACUGGAAACAGAAGCGCAAAUUCCUGAGUGCAGUGGGGGUGAAGGAAGCCAAGCCCGAGGACAUCGGUUCUGCGCCCAUCGUCAACGCACCAGAGGGGAGCAAAGUGGACAUAGAAGCCUUCAGUCAGUUUACAAAAAUUAUCACCCCCGCCAUCACUCGUGUUGUGGAUUUUGCCAAAAAGCUGCCCAUGUUCUGUGAGUUGCCUUGUGAGGACCAGAUCAUUUUGCUGAAGGGCUGCUGUAUGGAGAUCAUGUCUCUACGAGCGGCAGUGCGAUAUGAUCCUGAGAGCGAGACUCUGACGCUGAACGGGGAGAUGGCCGUCACGCGGGGCCAGCUCAAGAACGGGGGUCUGGGCGUGGUCUCGGACGCCAUCUUUGAUCUGGGUGUCUCGCUGUCCUCCUUCAACCUGGAUGAUUCGGAGGUGGCGUUGCUACAAGCCGUGAUUUUGCUUUCCUCCGAUCGUCCAGGUUUAACGAGCGUAGAACGGAUAGAGCGCUGUCAGGAGGAGUUCCUCUUGGCCUUCGAACAUUACAUCAACUACCGCAAGCACAAGGUGGCUCACUUCUGGCCCAAGCUGCUGAUGAAGGUGACAGACCUGCGCAUGAUUGGUGCCUGCCAUGCCAGCCGCUUCCUGCACAUGAAGGUGGAGUGUCCCACGGAGCUCUUUCCGCCCCUCUUCCUGGAAGUGUUCGAAGACUGACGGCCAACCAGUCAGGCCAAGCUGCUCCCACCAACACAACCUCCACAGAUCCGACCUCCCUCAGACUCCGUCUCCCUGUUCCCGGUCACAUGACUCUGUUCUAGCACUACUGAGCGUCAUUUCAUUCCGUAGUUUUAGGAGUAGCUCUCUGGCCUAUUUUGAAUGGAACCAUUCCUUUUACAAAGCGGGUACAUGUGAAUAGCGUUACAGUUUUUUUCUUUCACUCUUUGUAAAAAGAAAAAUCAGCUUUCUGUUACUAUAGUUUUUUUGUUUUUCCAAUGUUAAAUUGUUUUAUUUCUGAUCAUAGUCUUUGAUGCCGCUUAAUGGAGAUGAAUGAACUAUGCAUUGGGGUUUCGUGUCACACGUCAGGCCUCAGAAAGGAGACAAAGAACACCACACUGCGAAUGAGGACAGCAAUAUUUGGUUUCCUUUCACGUCCCUUAUCUGUUGGUCAAAAGAUCUUUUCAUGCUCACAUUAAGCCAUUGAUUGUUUAUAGUUCUGGUCCAAACCCCAGUGAGUUGCCUACCUACACAACAUUUCAAGACAUAAUAGGAGCAUCCUUAUAUUGAGACCAUAAAAAAGCGAAAUCACAAACAAGGGCUCUUGAAUAUCGCAAUUGUGUUCUAGACAAGAUCACUACAUGGAAAGCAAAUUGUGACUUGACCCAGCAGGCACAGGGCGUCAAAUAUAACGUCAGGUUGAUGUCAGACGGAUGUUGCAUUUUGGUUGAGAAUGAAAAUCAGGUUGACGUCAGUGUUUGAUGCUGGAUUUUAGUUAGUUGGACAUCAAAUUAACAUUGACAUUAGCUUUCUCACCCGACGUUGCAACCGAAGUUUAACCAAAUAUCAACGUCUUAUGAGGUUGUGUCCUGCUGCUCUUGAAGAGUGAAAUCGCAGUAAUAUUACAUCUCAUCUUCCUCACUGUUCUUCACAUUAAUUUUAUCGCUCUGUACUCUUGUGCAUUCGCAUCUCAUGCUUUCUUCGACAUUUUAGGGGAAACAUCUUAAAAAAAAAAAAGAAUUGUAGAACCCACUGAGAAUUCCAGAAAAUAACCUCAGAGCAAUAAAACGGUCAUGUGAACAGUAGGCAUAAUAUUUAUAAUGCCUUCAGGAUUUUCAAAGUUGUCGGAUCGCUGUUCAAUUUCACACUACACAACUGUCUUUUGAAUUUGCACAACAUUUCAUUAGGAAGAAUCUCCAACAAAGCAUAUCAUUUACAAAAUGCAUGCAUGAGAAGUGAUGCAGAGAAUCACUGAUGUAAUUUCCAGUCAAAACAUGCUGCAAGACUCUGAGGCUGCAUUCCAGUCCGUUUUUUAUUCCCUUCACUCGCAAACUUCCCUCCGUCUUGUUUACUCGGAUGUAUGUCAUUGGUUACGUUGCAUGAGUGCACACUGCUGGCUGAACCCUUGCAAUGGGCUGAACUGGAACGUCCUGAACCCUUGAUCACUUAGAAUGCUCUAUGGAGUUGGGUUAUGGUUUACAUUUUUCUCCUUAUUAAUUUGUUUGGUGCAGCAUUCUAUGUAUAGGUAUGCUUGGGCUGUUAUAAAUGUAUAAACAAAUUCAUUUAAAUAUUAUAGAGUUGUAUAAAUCUGCGACAACGUCAUAAUCGUGUUGCAUUGUGGUCUAUGGAGCAGCCUGAAGCGUGCAUAUGAAGCAGACUCGCUCCCUCGGUCAAAAUCGAGGGGUCGAGGGUCUGUCCUUGUAAACUUCCCUCGUCCACUUCACGAAGUGGAACGCACUUCAAAAUGGCUGCAGGGAUUCCCCCGAGGGGAAGUGCUUGGGGAAGUUUGCGAGUGUGUGUCUAAAAGUGGAGUGGAACACAGCCUGAGUCACAGACAGGUCCAGAAAAUUCUCCUGCUAAACAUUUUUGGGCAUUGGCAAUACAUCUGUGCUUCUCUCAAAUCACGUCUUUGAUAACACACAUUAUGCGAUCAUCGCUCAUUUGCCUCGCAUUUCAGACGUUUGUUGGUGGUCUCCAGAAAACCUGGAGUCGGCUUAAAUUGGUGUAGCUUAUAAGUUGCAUAAGAUACCAUUUUUGUCUAAAUUCUAAGGCAGUGUUGCAUUUGUGAUGCAUCCUGUUUUGUGUUGCCUACAUACGCUUUUUUCAAAGCAGCUCGCUGGGUUUUGGAAUCAGAACUGUUUUCUGAAAAAAACAAAACAGAAAUUUCUAAAUGGCAAGGUGGCAUGCCAGUGUCUUGAUGGUGGUUGUGCCCUUGAGUAAAAUCCUGUUUCUUUUAUUAGUGCACCUAAAAGCUUUUGGACAAGUUCACGUAAUGAGGAAAUUCAUUAUUUAAUUUUUUUUUUAAUCUCAAAUGUUGAUCUCCAUCAACUUUAGCUCUUAAAGAAAAGAGAGCCUCUAGCCAGCAGCCACUAAUGUUAGCUCAUUAUGCCUCUAUUAAGGUGCCAAAAACCUCCCUGAAAAUCCGUUUCACUCUGUUUGGUCUUGUCGAGCUGCUCGGAGGAAACGUGGGAUCCUGAUUUUUUUACCCAUCCGUCGCUAGAUCCUUUGACCCGCAGGGAUGGAACUCUAUUCAGUUGAACGCUUCUUCUCUUCUAUAGCUGUCACACGAUAGACCAAGGCAAUGCUUCUGCUUGAACUUGUUGGUGCUAUGAGUUUGCCGAUUUAUACCUCCGGGAGUGCUGUCAGUUAACCUCCCAAUCGUCUGGGCGAUUGACGAGCGCAAAUACACAAAACGCUGAGGUCAGUGGUCAACCCUGCGACAAACAGGGAUGCUUUCGGAUGUGUCUGUGAUUGUUGUUUCAGCCGUUCUCGUUUCUGUCCUGGUUUUCCUCUUUUACUGUAGUGUUUUUAAUCUUUCUAGAGACGUCCUUGUGUGCUGCAAGAGAGUUUGAAUCUCAUACCUCUACUGAUUAUCAGGAACCGCCAGAACUGUUUUUUUUUUGUUUUGUUUUUGCUGUUGAAAGUUGGACAUGAAUUCAGAUUCUCACCUCAAAACGCAGAGCAUGUUCAAUCAGUGUUUUGUUAUAGUGAUGCCUUUUGUAAGCAAUAGAAUUGCUCCAGUGGUUUUACAUGUUUUUGGAUUACACAUACAAACGUACACGCCAACGUAGAUAUUCAACAGACUCGAAGUCAUUGCACAGACAAUCAAUGUGUUCGCAGAGAGUGUUAUGGAAAGAGGGAAGUAAGAGCCACAAGCCAGGGUCCAAAAUGAAUACUUUGCCACACUUGCCAGUUUACUCUUCACCAAGCUCCUCAACACCUUAUGGUUGCUUGCUCAGACAAGCUUUACAGAAUGUCCCAUGCAAACAUGCCCAGGCUAAAUUUGCGUAAAAUUUCAUUUACAGCUUUUCCCCAAAUUAAUUUAGUUGCAAAAAAAUAAAUAAAUGCAUGAAAACCACAAUCUGUGACAGAUUAUUCUUCAGUAGAUUUUAGUAGUUUGUAUAUAUUUGUUUUUACAAUUCGAUUUAAAUCAUGCAUUAUGUGUAUUGUUUUAUGCGCUUGACAAAGCCAAGUUUGGUUUUGUUUUCUUGGUGUCAGCACUUGGCAAAUGCUAAUUUUGGACCCUGGCCACAGAUCAACACAUGCAUGCACAGACUAGCUGGGAGUUAAUACUAUUUCCUCUCAGAGCACAGGUAAAAAACACAAACGCACUACAAAAAUAAAGAUAUUUAUGGUGUAAAGGAAAGAGGCUGUAUUUUUUCAGACUGCAGAUAUUUUUUACAUGUUAUAUGCACAAUAUGAACAUUUUUGAGCAGUUUUACAACAAGGAAACAAAAGACUGUCUUUUCUCAAAAAUCUCUCACUAUUCUCAAACAAAAAACCAGAGUCCUGUUUUUUAACAAUGUCUCUUUAAUGAUCUCUCCUUAGUGUGUUUCUUCAUUCCAAAUUCAUUGUUUAACCAUGGUAAUGACAACUAAUGUAUGCUAUCUAAUAAUAAUCAUAACAACAACAACAACAAAGAAAUCCAGCACAACCAAUCACAAAAAGCAAUCCUUACUGGAUCUAAAGCCCAUAUUCAAAGAAACCAACCAGAUCUCACCAAGCUGAACUGAAAGAAAUGCAUCCCCAGAAACAAUUACAGCACAUGUACUUCUGUUUCUAUGUGUCUUAGUUAACAUUUCCCUGAUUAGUCCACAGUAUGCUGGUGGCAUGAAUAAGUGAAUUUUGAAUGUGAAUCAGUUGUCCAACAUGACAAGAAAAUGUAUUUUACUUUCUCUCUGUUCUUCAGUUUUUUUUGUUUUUGUUAGUUUUUUUAACCAAAAAGAACGUAUUGCACAAGCCUGCUGUGUGACAGUGGAGCCUUGAAUUUGAGUUUGGAUCAUGAUGUGAUUUGGAUAUCCUGGAAGAGACAUUGCACUAGAAAAUAAUCCUGGAUUUGGCAAAAGAUGAUGACAGUGAUGACAUUUGCACCUAAGGUGAAUAGGAGAAUAAAGAUGGUUUUGAGAAACCCCUGCAAUAUUUGUUGUGCUUUGUGAGACUCUGUAUGCAUUUUUCGGCCUUAAUUAAUUGAUUGUAUAUAGCAGUCUUUAUUGAAUAGAAUAAAUGUGAGUUUCAUUUAGAUUGUCAAAUUUCACAUUACAAUAUUUUGCAUGACAAGUUUGCACUCUCAGAUAUUUUAACUUGACCUUCAGUGAAUGCACUGAUGAAGACCAUUUCAGCAGAAUGUAACUGGUCAGAGCUAUGGUCAUCUGUCCUUGUCCUUAUCUGUGAAAAGACAUAUGACCAGAUCACAACACUGUCUAUGAUCACAACCAAAGUGUUUUAAUAAAAACAACACAUUGUUAAAGAUCAAGAUGGUAAUAUCAGCUGCUGCAGAAUUUCAGGAAACAGGUCUCAGAAAUUCACAUUAACAUUUGAUGUGUCCCAGAGCCUUUGAUAGUU
Onychostoma macrolepis is the source of this 6517-nucleotide messenger RNA. Its product is annotated as thyroid hormone receptor beta. Gene Ontology annotation, molecular function: zinc ion binding; nuclear receptor activity; RNA polymerase II cis-regulatory region sequence-specific DNA binding. Lineage: Eukaryota; Metazoa; Chordata; Actinopteri; Cypriniformes; Cyprinidae. Gene Ontology annotation, biological process: cell differentiation; retinoic acid receptor signaling pathway; negative regulation of transcription by RNA polymerase II. The transcript is spliced from 13 exons. The record is from RefSeq and is a predicted model, not a curated record. Bases 488 to 1675 code for a protein of 395 amino acids.